Mauremys reevesii (Reeves's turtle) is the source of this 6150-nucleotide messenger RNA. It is a transcript of the gene SLC35F6, whose product is annotated as solute carrier family 35 member F6. NCBI's taxonomy places the organism in Eukaryota, Metazoa, Chordata, Testudines, Geoemydidae. The transcript is spliced from 6 exons. Gene Ontology annotation, cellular component: membrane; intracellular membrane-bounded organelle. Gene Ontology annotation, molecular function: transmembrane transporter activity. The record is from RefSeq and is a predicted model, not a curated record. Gene Ontology annotation, biological process: transmembrane transport. The coding region runs from base 889 to 1857 and encodes 322 amino acids.
CUGAGUCAGUGUGGUGGUCAGCUGGGCUGGGUUGUUGGUGUGUCUGGUCAUGUGGCAGGUGAGGUCAGGCUCUGCCCUGACUUGUGCAGAAAUUCUGCUGACUUAGCGUGAAAGACACGAGCAAAGUCAAGAAAGCGGCUUCUGCUCUGUGACGUACUGGGCGCCUUCCGCCCCACGCCCCCGCCCUACUUCAGGACUGUCUGGGUUGUGACCUCUGCUCCCUCUAGGUUUUCCUGCUGAGCUUUGAGGCUGAAUUUUACAUGUUCCCAACACAUCCUUCCUGGUGCCCAAAGCACGAAGCAGGAUCCUACCCACUUUCAUGGUGCAAGAUGCAACCCCUGCUCUCUGCUUUCCCACAAAACAUCUUUGCCUCUCCUGAUUUCCCCACCCCAGUUAGAAGUGACCUCAAAUCCAAGGGCAACUUAAUUUGCAUGGUAGAUCUUUAAAUUCAGGCUGGUGGCACGUGUAUCCUGCACAAUGGAAAUUCCAAAAUAUUUCCUCUUGGGAGCAGUGAAACCUGCUUUGGAUCCCUUUCACUUUCACACAAAACUAUAAGAAAAAGCCUCAAAUAUCAUGACUAUCCCUAUAAAAUUGGGACAUCUGGUCACCCUAAACGGGUUUGACUUUUUCCUGUUUGGGAAACUUGGUUGAAAUCCCCUUGUUUCUGUGCUGUACAGCAGAUGCUGGUUAGUUGCAACUGCUCCGUUCCCAGCAAAGCGUUGUUAGCCGGAGGUUGCCAAGGAGUGAAAGGCCCCUGCCUGGGACAGCAGAUUGGGGUGGCAGGGGGCCUGCCACCUGCACAGGAGGUGGGCUGACAACUUCACCGCGGGGGGCUGCGGCGGGAGCGCAGAGCACAGCUUCCAGCAUCCCUUCCUCCAGGCCGUGGGGAUGUUCCUGGGCGAAUUCUCCUGCCUGGCUGCCUUCUACAUCCUGCUCUGCAGGGACCGGCAGAGAGCAGAGCCCAGCCUGGCCCCCGCGCAGCCCUUCAACCCGCUGCUCUUCCUGCCCCCGGCGCUGUGUGACAUGACCGGGACCAGCAUCAUGUAUGUGGCCCUGAACAUGACCAGCGCCUCCAGCUUCCAGAUGCUGCGCGGGGCGGUGAUCAUCUUCACCGGGCUGCUCUCGGUCGCCUUCCUGGGCCGCAAGCUGGUGCCGAGCCAGUGGCUGGGGAUCCUGGUCACCAUGGCCGGGCUGGUGGUGGUGGGGCUGGCGGACAUGCUCGGCACCCGCGACCAGACGCACAAGCUGAGCGAGGUCAUCACAGGUGACCUGCUCAUCAUCAUGGCCCAGGUGAUCGUCGCCAUUCAGAUGGUGCUGGAGGAGAAGUUCAUCUACAAACACGACGUGCACCCGCUGCGGGCCGUCGGCACGGAGGGUUUCUUUGGCUUUGUCAUCCUGUCCCUGCUGUUGAUCCCCAUGUACUACAUCCCGGCGGGCAGCUUCAGCAGCAGCCCGCGGCAGGUGCUGGAGGACACGCUGGAUGCCUUCUGCCAGAUCGGGCGCCAGCCGCUCAUCGCCCUGGCCCUGGCCGGCAACAUCAGCAGCAUCGCCUUCUUCAACUUCGCCGGCAUCAGCGUCACCAAGGAGAUCAGCGCCACCACCCGCAUGGUGCUGGACAGCCUGCGCACCGUGGUCAUCUGGGCCGUCAGCCUGGCCGUGGGCUGGGAGACCUUCCACGGCCUGGAGAUCCUGGGCUUCCUCAUCCUCCUGACCGGCGCCGCCCUCUACAACGGCCUGCACCAGCCCCUGCUCGCCAGGCUGCCCUGGCGCCGGCCCCCAGCGGGUGCCCUGGGCUCGGAGGCCGAGAGGCAGAAUCUGCUGGGAGGGGGGAGGGCACCCAUCAAUGCAGACGACUGAGGAGCCGGACCCCACGGGGCAUGGACGCCAGAUCCCAGCACCCCCUUGUCCCCUGGCACGGGCUGGGACACCGGAGCCUGCCUCGCUGUACUCUGUCGGCUCUCCAGGCCUCAGGCGUUCUGGGCACGGCUCCUCUGGGGCUCAGUCCAGCUCCUCCGGGAUGGGAGGUGGGAUUCGGAGAGUGAAGGUCACUAGAGGUGCUCCCCUCCUGAUUAAAAUGCCUCUGCCCAUCCCCAGAGGAGGCCCUGCCAUGCCGCCAGCGCACACGGGUUAUCCACCCCUUUCUCCCAGGGGGUUGCAGUGACAUCCUGUUCUGUGGGUCCCCCCCGCCGCCUGGCUGGCUGCACGACCCAGGGCUGUGCCAGGAUGGGUUUCUGGACCAGCACCGGCGAAUGCACAUCAGACCGAUGCUGGGAGCUGCUGCCUCUGAAGGAGACACCUGGGCUCAGGGCCGUGCAUGCACUUCUUGGUGACCUUCAUGGGGGGGCAUCUUUACCUUCUCCCCUGCCCCCCAAGGAGGAGGACUUGCUCUACCCACCUAGUUCCUGCGCCACCUGCAGCGUCUAACGGUGUAACUGGAGGAAACCGUUUUCCAGGCUGGUGGGACAGGCCCACGACCCCUCUUCUGUCCCGCGUGCAGAUGGAGCCUGGACGAGCACUGGUUACGGCCGUAAACCCUGGAAGCUCUUUGCCUUGGCUGUCUCCUUGCGCAGAGCUGAAGCCGUCUGCAGGGUGGGGCCCUGUUUGCUGCACCUGGGGUGGCAUUGGGGGAUUUUAAUGCUGCCCGUUGCCUCCACCGGCCCCUGGGUGCUGGGCUGCCGGGGGCCAGUGGAGCAUAUGUGGGGGGCAGGGUCGCGCUAUGCCACAUGCAGUAAAGUGUGAAAUUCCACACCUGCGUGCAAGGCGUGACCUUGUGCAAACCACGUGUGCAAGGUCACGCUGGGCGCAGGGGGCCAUUUUGUUCUACAAAAUGGCGUCGUCCCUGUGGGGGCUGGGUGGAAUCGGCCGUAGGACUGGGGCAUGUAGUGUGUGCGUAGGUGGCUGGUUCGCUCCCGCUGUUGAUGGGACGCUCUGUGGGCUGUCACGCCCGGCAGGGAGCAAUGGAAGCUGCUGGACCUGCAUUAGCCAGGGCGGUCGCUGCCUUACCCGCCCUGCAGCGAGGGAGAUAUGGGCCUGGCCUGGCUGUGGGGGGGGCACGUGCUGUCACUCUUGCCUUGGAGCACUGAGCAGCAUCUCUUGUAACCAGUAAAGCACAGUCCCCUGGGAGCCGCGUCUGCAGCAGCUGCCUGGGGUCGGGGGAGAACCCUGGGCCUUGUCUCCUUCUUACCUGAAUCGCUCACCCUCCUGCUGGGGCUUCCUGGGCCUGCUGCAGCCAGGGGGGUUCUCUCUUCCCAGCCGUGCCUGGGCCUGCCUCCUCCUCCCAGGCAGAGCUGGGCCUUUACAGGGCUCCCCGGUCCCUCCGUGUGCUUGGAGUGGCCCAGGGCCUCGCCGUGCCCGUCCCCAUUGCUUUCCCUGCCCCUUCCAGCGCAGGAGGGAGGUGGUCCCGUUUCACAGCCACCGUGCCUGUAUCCCCCCCUUCGGCAAGGACACCCGCUCUCAGCCCCCAGCUGCUGCCGCUCUGGGAUGGAGACCCCUCUCCCUCCCUUCUGGCCAGGGUUCCCUGGGUUGUGCCCUGCACAGCCAGGCUGCCCGGCCAGGCCUGCCUGCUUUCCCCUCUGAGCCAGUUCCCCGUGACUGGCAUAGGUCUGGCACCCCUCCAGCACUUCCUCUGCCGGCCUCUUCUACGGUUCAGGUAAAGGCAUCGCAGAGAAACCGUUAUAAGCCCCUGCAUGCACAGCUCACCCCACCCCUCCCAUGGGCUCUGGGUCCUUCACCCCCCCCACCCCAGGGGUUUCCAUGGCGGGGUCCAGCUCGUCACAGCUUCAGCUUACAGCAAGCCCCCCAUCUUAUGGGGCCUGGUCCUCCCACCCCUUCCCUGAGGAUGGGGCCCGCUGUGGACCGGAGGUCCUGUCUGUGCUGACUCAGGAGGAAGGCCCCGCGUGCCUUUAAAACCAGGCUGUUUAUCCAGAAAUCCUUUCUUUGGCCCCUGGAGAGUGGAGUUUGAACUUGUGUUUCUCCCCGGGGGCUGGCUUCAAAGGGCGGAUAACCGGAGGAGCUAGGGAGCAUCCCCCCUCCAGCUGCACAAUUGCAUGUUGAACACAAUGGACCCCGUGGCAUUAACCCUCCUUCACUACCGUUUAACUCACUUCAGUAACGUGAAUCUGACUUCCCCGAGGCUUGUCCAGGCUACUGCAGAAGGGGGUCAGGCUGGAGGGAGCUGAGCCUGGGUUCUUGCUCUGCUCUCUGCAUUUCUCCUCCCCAGCUCGCUAAUUCCCUCCUUCCCAUGCACCCUCCAAACCUCCAAUAAAAUUGAGAACUUUUCUCCCUUACAUAAUGGAGUGAAAGAAGCCCCAUUUCUCCCUCUAUCCACUGGCAUGUGCCCCCUCUGCCCACCCGCUUUCCUGUUCUGUUUGUAGGGCUCAGGCCAAGUAUGCACCACCUGGCUUCUGCCAACAGGCCAUGAGCUGGUCUUCCCUGUUGCAGUGUGGGAUCCUCCAUCCGCAGGCCCCAGUCAGCUCUGGUAGCAGAUUUCCUUCCAGGUAGCCAGCUGUGUGCAGUCCCCUAUGUACACCCUCCACCCCCUGCAUGCCAGCAGCAUGGCAGGUACUGGUACCAAGAGGACCAUGCCCAUGUUUGGGGCUCCUAUGAUGGAUGUUACAUCCCUCAAACCUUCCAGCUCUGUAGACAUGUGCACUUCCAGCGCAUCCCCGGGUUGAGAAGGGGGGUGAGAGACCUGGGACAAGAGGGUUAGAGAAGCUGCAUGUAGGGCCUGCUGGGCUCCUCUGAUGUGGAACUGCAGCCUGGAGAAACUAGCAUCCUUGGAGCCGAUGCUGAGGCAAAGCACCUUCUGGCUGGGUUGGCAGAGAUGCCCCCCGUUAGCCUGCAGAGGUGCCCUGCCCUGCCCUGUGUACCUUGGCUGGACAGGGCACUGGUGCUGCGGCCCCAUGCCACCACUUGGGGGCACUGCACACGGGGCCUGCAGCAGGUGCUCAGAUGUCAGGGUGAUGGGCGGCUGUUGAAGAUCCUAGGAUAGAGGAGGCUGCAGCAGAGGGUCCUGGAAUGUCCCUUGCAAUGCAAUGCAGUGCUCUGCACAGCAGUGUCGGGGCCCUUUCCCUGUAUCAGGGACCCCCCUACAAUCUCCUGCAGGUGGUGCUCCCAAUCAGACACCACUUUCCUCCCAGUAAGAAGCGUGAGGAGGGUAGAGAGGAGGUCAUGACGGAGCUGAGGGCUUGGGCUUCCUUGCAGAGCUGUGGGGGAUGCACUCGUGUGCAAUGGCUCAUGCCAGAGGUGGGGGGGAAUUUGGCCCUGGGGAGAGGGCCAAAUGAAGGCAGAUGCACAAAUUAAGUCCUGCUUAGGGGGCUGCCUUGGCCUUGCACUGGCCCUCAACCCAGGGCUGAAUUCCUCCCCUUCCCCACGGAGGAACCCCCGUUGCUAGGUGAAGGGGGAACUUCUCCACUGACCCUGAAGAAGUUGCCCCUGCCAUGCCACAUAACCCCCUUCUCCUAGGAAUGCCCUCUGCAGUGUCUGCAACGCAACAAUUUACACACGCGCAGGCGGUGCAGUUUACUGGGAUGGAGCUUGGAGCAUCUAUCAGGAUUGUGGCCCUGUUACGCUAGGUGCUGUACAGAUCCUUAGAGAGAGAGAGACCCUGGCCUGAAGUGCUCAUGCACUAAGUAUAAGGUAGGAGGCAGCAGGCAAAUACAACGAUCAGGUGAGCAAGGAAACCAUAAGCUACUUGUGAGAGGAAGGAUGGCUGAGGGGUUUGGAAAACAGGAGUUCAAGUCCACUCUGACAUAGAUUCCCUGCAGACACUUAGCCAUUCUGUGCCUCAGUUUCCCCUUUGCAAAAUAGGUAUGAUCGCACUCUGCCCUACCUCACAUUUCAGUACAACAAAGAUUGUGCACAUGGGCUCUGGUUUAAAGAUCAUGAGAUACUCAUGCCAUGGUGGUGGGAGCCUUAUAAAAUAGGUAGGUUUGGAAGGGUUAGUUUAUAUUGGCAAACAUCAGUUUCACCAGACUCACAAACUGAGCAAACAACGUUUUCAUCAAUCAUCAAAAUUUACCCAUAGUCAAAGUAAGAAAAAUGCUGCUUGAAAACUCAAUUUGAGUGAAAAUCCAGUGCUGCAGAGUUCUGAAUUAGGCUGGUUACAAGUGGCCAUGUGAAUGAACAAUAAAACCAGAUUUGCUUUGUUGA